This is a messenger RNA of Sceloporus undulatus (fence lizard), 2473 nucleotides long. RefSeq names its product Fos proto-oncogene, AP-1 transcription factor subunit (gene FOS). The coding region runs from base 177 to 1286 and encodes 369 amino acids. The transcript is spliced from 4 exons. Gene Ontology annotation, biological process: regulation of transcription by RNA polymerase II. Lineage: Eukaryota; Metazoa; Chordata; Lepidosauria; Squamata; Phrynosomatidae. The record is from RefSeq and is a predicted model, not a curated record. Gene Ontology annotation, cellular component: nucleus. Gene Ontology annotation, molecular function: DNA-binding transcription factor activity, RNA polymerase II-specific; RNA polymerase II cis-regulatory region sequence-specific DNA binding.
CGGCGGUGAUCCCUCUCGUUUUUUACUCCAGCAGCAGAGCUCAGAGGCAGAGGAAUAGGAAGAAGAAGAAGCCUAACGCUUGCCUACUCUAGGAACCCCUUAGUGGGGGUUAUCGAUUAUUGGCUUGUUGAUUAUUAUUGGCUUGUUGAUUAUUAUUGGCUUGGUGCUGCUCCGAGAUGAUGUACCAGGGCUUCACCACCGCCGACUACGAGGCCUCUUCCUCCCGCUGCAGCAGCGCUUCUCCGGCCGGGGACAGCCUCACUUACUACCCCUCUCCCGCCGACUCUUUCUCCAGCAUGGGAUCGCCGGUCAACCCGCAGGAUUUCUGCACCGACCUGGCUGCUUCCAGUGCCAACUUCGUGCCCACCGUGACGGCCAUCUCCACCAGCCCGGAUUUGCAAUGGAUGGUCCAGCCCACCCUCAUCUCCUCGGUGGCUCCUUCCCAGGCUCGGCCCCAUCCCUACGGGCUCCAGGCCCCGCAAGCAGGACCCUAUUCCCGGCCAGGGAUGCUCAAGGCGGCCGGGAGCCGAGGGCAAAGCAUCGGACGGAGGGGCAAAAUGGAGCAGCUGACGCCCGAAGAGGAGGAAAAGAGGCGAAUCCGGCGGGAGAGGAACAAGAUGGCAGCUGCUAAGUGCCGCAACCGGAGAAGGGAGCUCACCGACACUUUGCAAGCGGAGACGGACCACUUGGAGGAGGAGAAGUCUGCGCUGGAGGCGGAGAUCGCGCAGCUGCUGAAGGAGAAGGAGCAGCUGGAGUUCAUCCUGGCCGCCCACCGCCCGGCCUGCAAGCUCCCCGAGACGCUCCGCUUCCACCAAGACCUGACCCUCGCCAACGCCGCCGCCUCCCCGCUGGGGCUUCUGUCCGGAGGCCCCUCGGAGGAAGAGGCAGAGGAGGAGGAGGAGGAGGCGAUGGAGGCCUUGGCGCUGCGGGGGGAGGCCAAGGCCGAGCCCCUGGAGGACUUCUUCCUGGGGCCGCCCUCGCGGCGGGUGCCGGACGCGGUGGAGCUCUCGGGGGGCUCCUCGUCCUCCUUCUACGCCGCCGAGUGGGAGGCCCUGGGCCCGGCCUCGGAGCUGGAGCCGCUCUGCACCCCGGUGGUCACCUGCACCCCGGGCCCCUGCCCCCCCGCCGCCGCCUCCUCCUCCGGCGCCUACAGCUCGGCCUUCGCCUUCACCUUCCCCGAGAGCAGCGAGGCCUUCCCCAGCUGCGCCGCCGCCCACCGCAAGGGCAGCACCAGCAACGAGCCCUCCUCCGACUCCCUCAGCUCCCCCACGCUCCUCGCCUUGUGAGGCGCCCACCGCUGCUGCGCGCGCUGCAUGGAGCCCCCAACCAGGAACCGAGGCCUCCCAGCUGGGAUACAGCAAGGCAGCCCUCCUUUAGGGAGCUCUCUCUGCCCUGCCGCCGGAGCCAGGGCCUGCGGAGACCUCGACUCUUCUUCCAGAGAUGUAGCAAAAACCGCAUGGAAUGUGUCUGGUCCCUGCCUCCCUCCCUUCUGCCUCCCUCAGGACUGCUCUCCUCCCCCUCCUCCGCCUCAGCUGGGCUUAGGACCCCAGGAACAACACAACCACAAAAACACUACCCUUUUCCCUGAGAGGACACCUCUCUAGGAACCCCUGGGUCCUCCAGUCCAACUCUGUGGUCAGCACCUGCCAGACAUUGACCAUAGACUUGCACCAGAGGAGCCACCAAGGCCUAGUGGAGCGCUCUCUCUAGGAGUCUCUGGGAUGGUCCUUCGGUGCCGCUUUUGGUUAAAGUUGACCAUAGAGUUGCGCUGGAGGACCUAGAUAUUCCUAGAGAGGACACAUUAGUAAAAUCUGUGAAUAAUCAAAUGGGGGGACGAGCGUAGUCAUUUUGUAGCAUGUUCAACAUGGCUGGGUUUGGGUUUACUCUCCCUCCCUCCCUUCCCUUUCCCCUCCCUAUACUCUUCACUAGCAUUAAUCUGUUGGUUUCAUGACUGGGUUUUUUUAAUCUGGUGCUGGGGAGGGAGUUGUCCUUCAGACUUUGUUAUCUAGUGCAGCUGACUAACAAUAACUACUACUACUACUACUACUACUACUGUGUUCCUGGCAAUAUCGUGUUUUGAUAACUUAGCAACUGACCCAACUUUAACUGCUGGGGGAGGCAAAACAAGAAGGAGAAGGGGGAAAACGGACUUUCUAGUAGAUCAAUAAAUAGCUACAUUGUCCAUGUACCAUAAUAGUUCUCCUUGUACAGUAGAUCAAUGUUCAUCCGUAACUUUUAACUGAUCAUUACAUUGUUGAAGUGGUCUGAAUGGUUUGGCAUAAGUUUUCCAUGAAAACGUUUUUUUAUUGUGUGUUUAAUUUAUUUAUGGAUAUUUAUAUUUAUUUUUGGGUUUUUUUUCUACCUGGAGGUAUUGAGAUGUGGAUGGUGGGUUUGGAUUUAAAAAAUAAUAACAAUUAAGCAUUGUUCGCUUACUGUUCAAGACACUGUCAAUAAAAGCAUUGGUUGAAUGCUA